Molecule: messenger RNA, 918 nt
Organism: Leopardus geoffroyi (Geoffroy's cat)
Lineage: Eukaryota; Metazoa; Chordata; Mammalia; Carnivora; Felidae
Product: olfactory receptor 8S1-like
Exons: 1
Coding region: 1-918 (305 amino acids)
Biological process (GO): G protein-coupled receptor signaling pathway
Cellular component (GO): membrane
Molecular function (GO): olfactory receptor activity; G protein-coupled receptor activity
Source: RefSeq, a predicted model, not a curated record
AUGAGAAACCACAGUGUUGUUUCUGAGUUCAUCCUCUUCGGCCUGUCUGCUGACCCCCAGAUCGAGGCUCUCCUCUUUGUACUGUUCCUUGUUAUUUACCUCCUGACCCUGAUGGGGAACCUGAUGCUGCUGCUGGUGAUUAGGGCUGAUUCUUGCCUCCACACCCCCAUGUACUUCUUCCUGGGACAGUUGUCCUUCCUGGAUCUCUGCCACUCCUCUGUCACUGUGCCCAAGCUGUUGGAGAACCUCCUGUCUGAGAAGAAAACCAUCUCAGUAGAGGGCUGCCUGGCUCAGGCCUUCUUUGUGUUUGCCACUGGGGGCACUGAAUCCUGCCUACUCACUGUCAUGGCCUAUGACCGCUAUGUUGCCAUCAGCUCCCCUCUGCUCUAUGGCCAGAUGAUGAACAGACAAUUGUGUAUGGGGCUGGUGUGGGGCUCAUGGAGCGUGGCUUUUUUGGAUUCUCUUAUUAAUAUCCUUGUAGCUCUCAAUUUAGAUUUCUGUGGGGCUCAAAAUAUACAUCACUUCAGCUGUGAACUGCCUUCUCUCUACUCUUUGUCUUGCUGUGACGUGUCUGCAAGUUUUACUGUCCUGCUGUGCUCCAGCCUCUUGCAUUUCUUUGGAAAUUUCCUCCUGAUAUUUUUCUCCUAUGUUUGCAUUUUGUUCACCAUCCUGAGUAUGAAUGCUACCACAGGCAGAAACAAGGCCUUCUCGACCUGCUCCUCCCACCUCACUGCAGUGAUCUUCUUUUAUGGCUCAGGAUUACUCCGCUAUCUCAUGCCAAAUUUAGGAUCCACUCAAGAGUUAAUCUUCUCCUUGCACUAUAGUGUGGUCACUCCUAUGCUGAAUCCUGUCAUCUACAGCCUGAAGAACAAAGAGGUGAAGGCAGCUGUGAGAAGAAUUUUGAGAAAACGUGUCUAG